Molecule: messenger RNA, 2108 nt
Organism: Xiphias gladius (swordfish)
Lineage: Eukaryota; Metazoa; Chordata; Actinopteri; Istiophoriformes; Xiphiidae
Gene: mrasa
Product: muscle RAS oncogene homolog a
Exons: 6
Coding region: 281-907 (208 amino acids)
Biological process (GO): signal transduction
Cellular component (GO): plasma membrane
Molecular function (GO): GDP binding; GTP binding; GTPase activity
Source: RefSeq, a predicted model, not a curated record
AACGGCGCUCACCCCUCCGGUGCUUUUCUAUAUAGCAUCAGCUGUUGCAGUACAAAGAUUAGCUCCUCAACGUAUUGUUUCGCAGAUGUGGGGAGCACACUCCCAUCUGCGGCGAAAGGGCGGCGGUGGCUUGAAGCCGAGACAGAAAAAGAUGAGGAGGAAUAUGUCGGCGUGAGGACGUUUCUUUGUGUUCACGAAAGCAGAGCUCAUAUUGCCAGGUGUGUCUCAUAAGCCACCUACUAGCCUACUUCCCACCUUUACCACCAGUGUCGAGGUAGACAUGGCAACCAGCGCUGUGCCAAGUGACAACCUGCCAACGUACAAGCUGGUGGUGGUGGGGGAUGGUGGUGUUGGGAAGAGCGCCCUCACCAUCCAAUUCUUCCAGAAGAUCUUUGUGCCAGACUAUGAUCCCACGAUAGAGGACUCAUAUCUAAAACACACAGAGAUAGACGGGCAGUGGGCAAUACUGGAUGUGCUGGACACAGCUGGCCAGGAAGAGUUCAGUGCAAUGAGAGAGCAGUAUAUGAGGACAGGAGACGGCUUCCUCAUAGUCUUCUCUGUGACAGACAAGGCCAGCUUUGAACAUGUUGACCGAUUCCAUCAACUCAUACUACGGGUUAAAGACAGGGAGGCCUUCCCCAUGGUGUUGGUGGCAAACAAAGUGGACCUGGUCCAUCUGAGAAAGGUCACCACUGACCAGGGCCAAGAGAUGGCUGCAAAACAUAAUAUAACUUAUAUCGAAACAAGUGCUAAGGAUCCUCCAAUGAAUGUGGACAAAGCCUUUCAUGAGCUGGUCCGCGUUAUAAGACAGCAAGUCCCAGAGCGGAACCAGAAGAAGAAAAAGAAGAUGAAGUGGAGAGCAGAACGUUCCACAGGUUCCCACAGGUUCCACUGUGCCAUAUUGUGACCUCCCUUGUCCUCUUUAUCAUUUUUAACAUACACACACCCACACGCACACUCACAUACCUUUGGAUGUCAGGGAACUCCCCAGCAGUGGUUAGCUACUGGAGCACAAAAGGGAUGGGGGCUUCGAUGAAUGGCUGAAUGGAUUCAGAGGGACAGAGGGACAAGUGAAUCUGUAAUGUUGGACUGAUGUCCCCUCAGCCCUUCACAAUGCCUUGGAAUGAGUGCUAUGUCCUCUUCUCCUAAAUUUAUGGUCCCCUUCGACGAUCUUUUGAUCCCUCCCAUCUGUAUUCAACACAGAAGAACAGUGUCACCAAACUGUUUCUCAAUCAAGUGUAAUUUUUGAAUUUAUUGUCAAAUGUGGCACAAGACGACAGACUCUAAGGAAAAAUGACAGAUAUAAGAAUCACCUUGGUAUUGGAACUUUUGUUUUCUUCAUAAAGGGAAGGAAAAGGGAGGAACUGGCUCAAAAUGGCACCUCAUGUUUCAUGGACCGCCAACAACCUGCUGGUCAUCACCUUUCUGUCCUCACACUCCUACAGUUUCUUGGAGAAGAGCACCUGUGUGAUCUCUAGAUAGGUUGUCUUUAGUUGUCUGUGUUCUCUCAUUGUAGAGUGGACAUCAUAAGGGCAUAGUGAAUGAUUAUGAGAGCGGGGACAGUUAUUUUUUUCGUAUUGAAAAUAGGUUUUGUGUGGUGUUGUUGAUGAGUGAGCUGCCAGUUCUGUGAGUGUAGCGUGUACCUUGUGGUCAUGUGACGCUCUGGCUUCGAGAUGUCAGUUCAGAGAGGAUGGAAGGACGUGUCAUAGCAAGUGAAAGAAAUGUGACGUGAUGCUGAGAAAAUGUGUAUUGAUUGACAGGUGAAUGCUAUGGCCAUAUCAACUUGUUUAAUACAUGUUAAAAUAUUACAAUUGUAAAGGAGAUUAAGAUUGGUCGGUGUAUGCGGUUACACUUUAAUGUAAAUGUAACAGGGUUUUUAUCAACAAUGAUGUGUCAGCAGCCAUGUUUACAGACACUCUUAUAAAGGAUUAUUUUCCCAGAAAAACAGAAAGUAUAUCAGAGCCACUUUACAUCAAUUAUUUGAAUAUAACUGUGGUUGGUUUAGGCUGCCUCUUCAUUCAUCUUCAAUGGCAAGACGAGUGCAGUCUUCAUCAGUAAUGUAUGAUGUAUGAACAAGAGCCUUGAUUUUACACAUACGCACACACACA